AUGAGCCUCGAUACUACUUUUAGUCGUGCAACGCGUGAGUUUAUAUCUCAGACGAAUAAGAAGCGGCUUCCAAGCUUCAUUAAGACUGUCAUAAUCGAUGGCAAAGCCGUGUCUGCCGACGAUGUUCAAAAACACCUCGAAAUCCUGGAGAAGGAGAACUCUCAACGCGCCUCCCGAAGAGUUAUGAGGCCGGUAUUCCAGGCAAUGCUGGACUACGACGGUGUCCUAGGAACUCUUUGCCAAGCAGAUCCGACGCCGUCUGCGCUCAUAUGGGGUGGUUUAAAAGCAAUACUCGAAUGUAUCCGCCGUUACAACAAUCUAUUUGAGAAGAUCGAAGGUCAGCUGAUGAGCCUAACACAACAGUUAAAACGCCUGAAGGACUAUGAGGAGCUUUUCUCGCAGUCUCAAGACAUGCUAGAUCUUGUUGUGUCCUCGUAUGUUGGCAUAAUUAGGUUCUGGGCGAGAGUUGAGGAACAGUGCUCUACAUCUGGACUGCUUCUGGUUGCGCAAUCAAUAACUUCUUUCAGUACCAAGAAGCUAGAUGAGAUUCUGGAAGAUAUCUCACAAGACGCAGACGACAUUGCCAAACUUUUUCCGAUCGUACAGGAACGUCUGCGCCGAGGCGAGGUCCAGGAUGCAGCUGAUGAACGAAGAAAAGCGGGCGUUCAACUUGAGCAAAUUCGCAAGAGCCUCCAGCAGGACCGUGAAGCGCGCCGAAAGCUUGAUGCCAGAAACUGGAUUAUAGGCCCUGUCACGCUUGGUGAGAGCAACUAUAGACUGCAACAUCAGCACCAUCAGCAGCUUCUUCCAGGAACCGGAGAAUGGCUUUCAAGAAACGGGCACUUUUUAAACUGGUCGAAUCCUGACAAGAGCCCUAACGUACUGUGGCUAAAUGGUGGUUCUGGAGUGGGAAAAUCCGUACUAUGUGCUCGGACUAUAUACAACUUCCAGAAAUCUGGAGCCACAGUGGCUUUCAACUACUUCAGCUUUGACGAGACUCCUCAAGUCAUGCUGAUAUAUCGUUAUCUUGCUAUUCAGCUCUUUGAUCAGCUAUAUUUCUCUGCAGAGGUUUCUGACCACAUCAUCGGUCUAAUUCGAGGUAAUCCGGACGUAGCGACAUUUCAGAGUUUGAUCAGUACCUUGGUGGCCGAAUCGCAGACUACCUUCAUAUUUCUCGACGGCCUUGACGAAGAAUACUCCGAAAAAGGGCGUUGGAAAUCGGCGGUUGAUGUUGCUAGUUUCCUCCUCGGCCUCGCUCGACAGGAAAAUUCGCCUCUCAAGCUUUGGUGUAGCUCUCAAGAUCGCCGGAAGAUCAGAGAACUUUUCAAAGGCGCCGAAGAAAUCAACGUGGGUACAGCUGAAAAUGGUGGUGAUAUUAAGAAAUUCUUCAACGCAGCGAUCGACUCUCAAGACUUUGCUGAGCUAAGCACUGACACGAAAGAACAUGUCCUCAAAUCUUUGAAUGAAAGUGUCAACGGCAACUUUCUAUGGGCCUCCAUGAUGGUUGAUUCUUUAGAAAGUGCUCCCACCGUACGAAAACUGGAAGAGAUCAUAGAGAAUGGCCUGCCUGAAGAAUUUGAAAUUUAUCUCCAGAACCAAUUUCAAGAGAGGAAAUACGUUGACAAUGGGCUCCUUAUAAGGUAA
Colletotrichum truncatum is the source of this 1644-nucleotide messenger RNA. RefSeq lists its product as uncharacterized. NCBI's taxonomy places the organism in Eukaryota, Fungi, Ascomycota, Sordariomycetes, Glomerellales, Glomerellaceae. The record is from RefSeq and is a predicted model, not a curated record.